AUGAUACCAAAAGACCCAACCUUUAUUUCACAUUUUUACGAAAUUUUUACAGUCCAAGAAUAUCCUGGGUACAAAUUCAUUGGUCUAACAUAUGGGCCUGGAGGUGAUAAUCAAAAGCGACUAGAGAAGGAAAUUGGUGCCAAGAUAAAAAUUCGUGGAACCAAAGCAGACACAGGAGAGAAAAGUGAAAUUAAACCAGGUACUGAUGUUCAGUGCAGUUACAAAGAGAUGCAGGUUAACACAACAGCUGAUAGUUUUGAUAAAGUGGAUGCAGCAAUUUUCACCAUUGAACUACUAAUUUCCUCUGUAACUGGGAGCUCAGCUGCUAGUUCCACACCUUCUGUAUCUGUCUUUGGGGACAGCACUAAUGGUCUGAAUCAAAACCAAGAUCCCCCAUCUCAUGCAAUCUCUCUAUCUCUGUCCAACCGGGCUGUGUUUCAACCAGCAACCAUUACACAAAUGCAGAAGACGUAA
Molecule: messenger RNA, 474 nt
Organism: Vicia faba (fava bean)
Lineage: Eukaryota; Viridiplantae; Streptophyta; Magnoliopsida; Fabales; Fabaceae
Source: the annotation of a GenBank genome assembly